GGCCCGGACGCGGCGGGAGCAGGGCCCGGGACGGGGCGCCCGGCCUUGCCCGCGGCUCCUCGCCCAGACAAGUUUGAACAAUGAUCGCAGUCAACCCGGAGGGGAAGAUAAUGGUCAGAAGAUGCCUGGUCACCCUGAGACCCUUUCGGCUCUUCGUCCUGGGCAUCGGCUUCUUCUCACUGUGCUUCCUGAUGACGUCUUUGGGAGGCCAGCUCUCUACGCGGCGCCCGGGGGACUCCCCCUUCACCAUCCGCACAGAAGUGCUGGGUGGGCCGGAGUCCCGAGGCGUCCUGCGCAAGAUGAGUGACCUGUUGGAGCUGAUGGUGAAACGCAUGGACGCGCUGGCCCGGCUGGAGAAUGGCAGUGAGCCGCACCGGGCUGCUGGUGACGGGCACCUUGCCGUGGACAGGUUUCCCCCUGGGGCCGGCCUCAUGGAGCGGAUCCAGGCCAUCGCCCAGAAUGUCUCGGACAUCGCCGUGAAGGUGGACCAGAUCCUGCACCACAGCCUGCUGCUCCACAGCAAGGUGUCUGAAGGCCGGCGGGACCAGUGUGAGGCGCCUAGUGACCCCAAGUUCCCCGACUGCUCAGGGAAGGUGGAGUGGAUGCGCGCCCGCUGGACGUCUGACCCUUGCUACGCCUUCUUCGGGGUGGACGGCACCGAGUGCUCCUUCCUCAUCUACCUGAGUGAGGUCGAGUGGUUCUGCCCCCCGCUGCCCUGGAGGAAUCAGACAGCCGCUCGGACGGCCCCCAAGCCCCUCCCCAAAGUCCAGGCAGUUUUCCGGAGCAACCUGUCCCACCUCCUGGAGCUGAUGGGCAGUGGGAAAGAGUCUCUAAUCUUCAUGAAGAAACGGACCAAGCGGCUCACGGCCCAGUGGGCACUGGCUGCCCAGAGGCUGGCGCAGAAGCUGGGAAGCGUCUGGAGGGACCAGAAGCAGAUCCUUGUUCACAUUGGCUUCCUGACGGAGGAGUCUGGUGACGUGUUCAGCCCAAGGGUGCUGAAGGGCGGGCCUCUGGGGGAAAUGGUGCAGUGGGCAGACAUCUUGGCCACUCUCUACAUCCUGGGCCAUGGCCUGCGGAUCACAGUGUCCCUGAAGGAGCUGCAGAGUAACUUAGGGGUGCCGCCAGGCCGGGGGAACUGCCCGCUCACCAUGCCCCUGCCUUUCGACCUCAUCUACACCGACUACCACGGCCUGCAGCAGAUGAAGCAGCACAUGGGAUUGUCCUUCAAGAAGUAUCGAUGCCGAAUCCGGGUCAUUGACACCUUCGGGACAGAACCCGCGUACAACCAUGAGGAAUACGCCACGCUGCACGGCUACCGGACCAACUGGGGUUACUGGAACCUCAACCCCAAGCAGUUCAUGACCAUGUUCCCUCACACCCCGGACAACUCCUUCAUGGGCUUCGUGUCUGAGGAGCUCAACGAGACGGAGAAACAGCUCAUCAGAGGCGGCAAGGCCAGCAACGUGGCCGUGGUGUACGGCAAGGAGGCCAGUAUCUGGAAGCUCCAGGGGAAGGAGAAGUUCCUGGGCAUCCUAAGCAAGUACAUGGAGAUCCACGGCACCGUGUACUAUGAAAGCCAGCGGCCCCCCGAGGUCCCGGCCUUCGUGAAGAACCACGGUCUCCUGCCACAGCCCGAGUUCCAGCAGCUGCUGCGCAAGGCCAAGCUCUUCAUAGGGUUCGGCUUCCCCUACGAGGGCCCCGCCCCGCUGGAGGCCAUCGCCAACGGCUGCGUCUUCCUGCAGGCCCGCUUCAGCCCGCCCCACAGCUCCCUCAACCACGAGUUCUUCCGAGGCAAGCCCACCUCCAGAGAGCUCUUCUCCCAGCACCCCUACGCGGAGAGCUUCAUCGGCAAGCCCCACGUGUGGACCAUCGACUACAACAACUCGGAGGAGUUUGAAGCGGCCAUCAAGGCCAUCAUGAAAACCCAGGUAGACCCCUACCUGCCCUACGAGUACAGCUGCGAAGGGAUGCUGGAGCGAAUCCACGCCUACAUCCAGCACCAAGACUUCUGUGCAGCCCCAGGCCCUGCCCCGCCAGGGGCCCGAGCCCCACAGAGUCCCUUUGUCCUGGCUGCCAACGCCACCCACCUCGAGUGGGCCCAGAACGCCAGCUCGGCCCCCGGGGCCUGGCCCCCAGCACACUCCCUCCGGGCCUGGCUGGCCACUGCUGGGAGGGCCUGCACCGACGCCUGCCUGGACCGUGGGCUGAUCUGCGAGCCCUCCUUCUUCCCCUUCCUCAACAGCCGGGACGCCUUCCAGAAGCUGCAGGUGCCCUGUGACAGUACCGAGUCGGAGAUGAGCCACCUGUACCCGGCCUUCGCCCAGCCCGGCCGCGAGUGCUUCCUGCAGAAGGACCCCCUGCUGUUCAGCUGCGCAGGCUCCAGCACCAAGUACCACCGGCUCUGUCCCUGCCGAGACUUCCGCAAGGGCCAGGUGGCCCUGUGCCAGGACUGUCUGUGAGGGCACCGCCCGGCUGGCCCUCCCCGCCGCAGGAGAAAGCACCAGCAGAUUCCGAGCUCCAGCGACCCGCCCUCCCCUCGACGCCCCCCCCCCCCCAAGCUGGAGCUUCCUUCCUUGGCCAGGAAGUGGGCAGAGCAGACAUGUGCAUGGGGGGGGCAACUUGUCCAGGUGCCAGGUGCCCCCCCACCCCAGGCAGGCUCCUCGUCCUCAUCCAGGGGCUCAGGACAGCGUGGUGGCCAAGCCGAGGGGCCCCCUGGCAGGAGCCGGUGGUCAGGACCCCUUGCUUUGUGCAGGGCCAAUGCCGGACAGAUGGAGAGGGGGCCCUGGUCCUUCUUAGGCCCAGGAUGGGGCCGUAGGAUGUGCAGGGAGGGCCCAGGGGCCGUGUUGCCCAGUGACCCACUGGAGGGUCCAGAGAGUGAUGUGUGAGGGGUCAGUCCUGUCCCUCUGCGGUUGUCUGGGGGUGGACAAAAUGGACAAGGGACUGGGGGAAGGCCAGGCUGGGGUGGGGGGGCUGUUCAUGCCUCCUGUCAACCCCCUCGCCUGCCUUCACAACCCCUCCUCCCCGCCUUCUAUACUUGGGGAGCACAGUGGGAGUGCGGGGGCCGCCUAGACCCUGGGCUGACCCGUCUCCCCGUCGCGCCUGCUCCUGCUCUCUGCACAUCGGCUUCUCCCCAAACUCACCUGGCAUGACUGCGCCCAGGCCGUGGACUUGUCCCCAGAGCCUCAGUCCCCAGCCCAGCAGGCUCUGGGACCCCACUCCCUAGCAUCGCUUGUAGGCAAGGGCUGGGGACGGAGCUGCAGCCCCACGGCGCGUCCCGUCUGGUCCCUGGCUUCCCAG
Messenger RNA from Hyaena hyaena (striped hyena), 3297 nucleotides. RefSeq names its product alpha-1,6-mannosylglycoprotein 6-beta-N-acetylglucosaminyltransferase B (gene MGAT5B). The coding region runs from base 81 to 2459 and encodes 792 amino acids. Gene Ontology annotation, cellular component: Golgi apparatus. NCBI's taxonomy places the organism in Eukaryota, Metazoa, Chordata, Mammalia, Carnivora, Hyaenidae. The record is from RefSeq and is a predicted model, not a curated record. Gene Ontology annotation, molecular function: alpha-1,6-mannosylglycoprotein 6-beta-N-acetylglucosaminyltransferase activity. The transcript is spliced from 18 exons. Gene Ontology annotation, biological process: protein N-linked glycosylation.